AAAACUUUAAUUAUAUCUGCGCUUGGAUUCAUUCGGGAUAACACUUUCAACAUGAUUUUUUCUAUACUUACUUUAUUUCUACUAUCUAUUCUUUCGUCUUUAAUCAAAUAUCUUAGAUUUAAACUUUAUUGGUACACAUAGUCAACACUUUUGUUUAAUAAAUAAAAGGUAGCCAAUGUCACCAAACUACACAAAGAGCUCUUCUUUCACUCUAUAGAAAAACAAGAACUAACCAUACAAUGGCUACUUUAAAGGUAUUGAUGUUUCCAUUUUUGGCUUAUGGACACAUAUCUCCAUAUCUAAACGUAGCUAAGAAACUCGCGGAUAGAGGAUUCUUGAUUUACUUCUGUUCAACACCGAUAAAUCUCAAAUCCAUCAUCAAGAAAAUCCCUGAGAAGUAUGCUAAUUCGAUUCAUCUUAUCGAACUUCACUUACCAGAAUUACCCGAACUUCCUCCUCAUUACCAUACGACGAAUGGUCUCCCGCCAAAUCUCAAUCACAUCCUUCAGAAAGCCCUGAAAAUGUCGAAACCAAACUUCUCGAAAAUCUUGCAAAAUCUGAAACCUGAUUUGGUGAUUUAUGACGUAUUGCAGCGAUGGGCUAAACAUGUCGCGAAUGAACAGAACAUUCCAGCAGUUAAGCUUCUAACUUCCGGUGCAGCUGUGUUUUCGUAUUUUUUCAAUGUACUAAAGAAACCAGGGGUUGAAUUCCCAUUCCCUGGAAUUUAUCUCAGGAAAAUUGAACAAGUAAGACUGAGUGAAAUGAUGAAAGAACUGGAGGAUGACGAUGACGAUGAUGAUCUUCUAGUUGAUGGAAAUAUGCAAAUAAUGUUGAUGAGUACUUCUAGAACUAUCGAAGCCAAAUAUAUCGAUUUUUGCACUGCAUUGACGAACUGGAAAGUUGUUCCAGUUGGUCCACCAGUUCAAGAUUUGAUCACUAAUGACGCGGACGAUAUGGAGCUUAUAGAUUGGCUAGGAACAAAAGAUGAGAAUUCAACUGUUUUUGUCUCCUUUGGGAGUGAGUAUUUCUUGUCAAAGGAAGAUAUGGAAGAAGUGGCUUUCGCGUUGGAGUUAAGUAAUGUUAAUUUCAUAUGGGUUGCAAGAUUUCCGAAAGGGGAAGAGCGAAAUCUUGAAGAUGCAUUACCAAAAGGUUUUCUUGAAAGAAUUGGAGAAAGGGGAAGAGUUUUGGAUAAAUUUGCACCACAACCAAGAAUUCUAAAUCAUCCGAGUACCGGAGGUUUUAUAAGUCAUUGUGGUUGGAAUUCAGCAAUGGAAAGUAUAGACUUCGGGGUUCCUAUAAUCGCCAUGCCUAUGCAUCUUGAUCAACCAAUGAAUGCUAGGUUGAUCGUAGAAUUGGGAGUUGCGGUGGAGAUUGUUAGAGAUGAUGAUGGAAAAAUUCACAGAGGAGAAAUCGCGGAAACUCUUAAAGGUGUCAUAACAGGGAAAACAGGGGGAAAAUUGAGGGCUAAAGUGAGAGAUAUUAGUAAGAAUUUAAAAACUAUAAGAGAUGAAGAGAUGGAUGCUGCUGCUGAAGAGCUAAUUCAACUUUGUAGGAAUAGUAAUUAGUGUAUCUUAUGAUUCAAUGAACAAAAUAAUAUCGAGGUUGAAAUAAUGAGAAAAACAUAGAAUAUCACGUAGGAUUCAAAUUACCAUGUAGGAUGCGUGUGUCUAUUUGUUCAACUUUAUACAAGUUUAAGUUUAUAUUCGUAAA
Molecule: messenger RNA, 1710 nt
Organism: Solanum pennellii
Lineage: Eukaryota; Viridiplantae; Streptophyta; Magnoliopsida; Solanales; Solanaceae
Product: beta-D-glucosyl crocetin beta-1,6-glucosyltransferase-like
Exons: 1
Coding region: 240-1565 (441 amino acids)
Molecular function (GO): UDP-glycosyltransferase activity
Source: RefSeq, a predicted model, not a curated record